AUGAAGAAAUAUUUAGUUUAUGAGAAUAUGCAUCAUUCAUAUAUAUUGAAUAGUAUAAAAAAUGGAGAAGAAUCGGAAAAGCUAGCUGCCCUGAAUGACCUUUAUGAACAGCUGAACCUGUCUGCAGAUGGCGGGUUGUCCGUUUCCCAGAUGGAAGAAUACAUCAACGUGCUGAUCCAUGUGAUUAAUAAGCCACACAUGAAUUACAACACUGCAUAUGGAAGGAACAGCAACAGUGGCAAAAGUGACAAUAAGAAAAAGGCCAAGGGUACAGGGAGUGCUAAAAAUAUCGGCUCAGACAAAAUUAAGGACACGGUGAAUACCGGUCUCAACAGCUUUUUUAAGAUAAUACAGGAACGUAUAGGAGUUUAUGCGUCCGAUUUUGAUGAAGAGGAGGACGAAGAGGAGGAAGUGGAGGAUGAUGGGGAAGAAGACGACGAGGUGGUUGAUGAGGAGGACUACGAGGAUGAUGAGGAUUAUGACGAGGAGGGAGAUCAGAUCGACGACAAUGGGGUGGAAGAGGUGGAUGAAGCGCAGGAGGUGGACGAAGUUGGCGACGACGAUGGAGGAGGCAGCGAAUUUGCUCCCAGUGAUGGUAAUACAAGAGGGAAAAAGAAGAAGAAGCGGAAAGACGUGACCAAAGCGGACAAGAGCAAGGGAAGCAACAAAAGCAACAGCGAAGGCACAAAUAAGCGCGAGAGUGGACACGCCAGUAAACGGGCCAGUAAACGAGCCAGUCAGCGCAUCAAUCAAAGGUUAAACCAACGCACUAACAAGGGAGCCAACCGGGAGAAGGCUAAAGGUGCGAAGAAGGCCUUGCAAGGUGCCAAGCCAAAGGGGGAAGAAACAAAAAAGAAAGCAAGCAGAGGAGGUGUGAAACAAGAAAUCAUAAUAAACUCUGAAGAUGAAAGCAUUGACUUCUUCUCCUACUCGAGUAAUUCGAGUGACCCAUCCAGUCUAUCAAGUGAAUCAAGUAUCACAGAUGAGAAUGAACAGGAUUUUAUGAACGAUGCAUGCGCAAUAGAUGUAAAAUAUAUUAACAUCAUUUACACAGCCACGUGCUGUAUAUAUGCCAUCCUGGAUAUAUACCCUCAAACCAUAAGGUAUGUAAUUAACAACAAAGACGGGGUAAACAUCCUAAACAGAAAAUUGAAUGACAUUGAAUACAUCGAUGUAGCGGAAGUUAUUUUAAACAUAUUCGAAAAAUUAGUAGAGAAAGAUCCUAUGCUUAUUUUGAAGAAAAAAAGUAUAAAAUAUAUGUUAAUGCAUAUAGACUUUUAUAAUGUCAACAUCCAGAAAAAAAUCUUCUUCUGUAUCAUCCAGAUGAUUAACAAUAUUAACAAACACAAGCACAUAACGAAAUAUAUAACUCCCUACUGUUCCAUUUUUACAAAUUUCUUUCACUUCAAUUAUAUUCAUAUACUAAACAUUAUAUGUACCCUUUGGAGGUCUCUACUUGACAAAAUGAUCACCGUUCGGUUGGAGGAAGAGAAUAAACUGAGGAGGAAAGUCAGACGUUCUGUUACCGAUAGUAUUGGAGGUACAAAAGGGGGUGGAUCAUCGGCGUGUAGAAAAAAUUCCAAGGAAGCUUCUUACCUGAGUAAGCUAAUGGAGAAAACUGACAAAAAGAAGAAAAAAAAAUAUGACAAGGAGGGCAGCUCUGGUGCAAAGGGAAAAGGGAAACUGAAUGAGUCAACUGGUACCCCAUGUGUGAAGAGCAGAAGGGCAAGGAAACAAACAGGGGAUGAUCCCCGCGAAGGGGAAGUAAUCGAAAUAUCGGAUGAAGAGCAAACGAGUGACUUUCACAAGAAAAGAAGCAACGACGCCGAGGAUGACACCAACUGUGAACACCGGGUCGGAGGAAAAUCUAACAAGGAGGUGAAAAAGAAGAAGGAAAGCUCAACUAAUAAGAAGAGCAAGAAGAAGGUCAAAAAUUCCAUGAAAGAGCAAGUGGAUGAAGGUGAAGAGACUGAUGAAGCUGGAGAAGUGCCCCAGAUUGUCGAAGUUGGAGAGGGUACCGAACAUGAAGAGGUGGAGGAAGAGGGAGAAGACAAAAGGGGGAAAUCAAAGGGAGAGAUGGAAAAGAGCAGCAAGUUAAAGAAAGAUGAAAACCUCAUCAGCUGUGCAUACGACAGAAGGGGGAGCGACCCGAAGGACAGCAACAAUAAGGGCCAAGACAGAAAUAGAAAAGGUGCCAAGAGUGAGCAGAUAAAGGACGAAGAUGUGUACAUUUUGGAUGACCAAUUAUCCGAUAGCACCAACUGUAAAAAUAACAAGUCGAACGAGAAUGUCAGUUUUUUGAGUUCCUUUUUGAGAGACCCUGACUCUGUUAGCAGAUCAAAGGGUAGAAGUUCGAAGAAGCCUACGAGGGAAACUACCUCUCAUGGCGCGGAGGAUGGGGGUAAAGAUUCCCCCAAAUUGGAGUGCACGUUCCCGGGCAAGGACGAAACGAAAAAUUCCACCUAUGUGUACCAUCAAAACAAGCUGCUUCAGCAUAUGAUCCAUCUGAACAGCAACGAAAUCACCCACUUCAAGCUCUGCGCGGAGAUAGAGAGCAUAUACAGCAUUAACAUUAGAAAUAAUAUCAUUAAGUUGCUGAUAGAGUGUCAAAUUGAGGAUAAUUUGUAUGCCUUUAUGGAAACCUUUUACAUUAUUUCCAUUUUGGUGCACUACAGUGAUAAAAUAUUGGAGGAUUUUUGCAACAGUGAAUUCCUGGGCAAAUUCAGCGAGUUUUUUCAAAAUGAGAAGUACCAGAGUAAUAACUUUUUAACCCUGUACCUUUUGUUUACGCUUUACUCCUUUUUGCCCAUGUGUACAUACAACGGGUUGGUGAUUUAUGACUACGACAUGGGGACGAAUCUAAGUGGCGAGUCGUUCGUGAAUCGAGGCAAACCCCAGGACAAAGGCGUAGAGGACGGCAAGAACAACGUUGAGGUGGACUCGAGUGACGAUGGAUUUUUCCCCCCCGACCCCCAGCACGGUGGAUACAUGCCGAACACCUUUCCCGUAAGCGUGAAGAAGCACAAGCUAGAUUUUUACAGAAACCAUUUUAACCACCUCGCAACCCUAAUAAAGGUGAUAAUCCCAAGUGUUUAUAAAAUACACGCGCAGACAGUCUAUUUCGACAUCAAAUAUUUGUGCGUAGUUAUCACUCUGUCUGUUUUCAUUUCGAUGUAUCAAAUAUCGUCGACCCUGGGUGACAGUGCGGAGUUUAUCAGCUGCCUUGAGUAUAUGUUCUUGUACCACAAGGAAACGUGUGCCUUUAUCAGGAAACUCGUUUUGAGCAACCUCUCCGAGUCUUCAAUCAUUAGUGGAAUUAUCAUGUGUAGAAUUGUGGAGCAUUUUGCAGCACGCAUUGGCACCAAUUCGGUGUUCGCGUGUUUGAAGGGGGAAAAUGCAGCUUGUGUUAAUGGCAACGGCUAUGCACUUUGUGAAGGCACUACCCAUGUGCUGCCCAUGUUAUCCUACGACCACGGAUCCCACCUACACGUGCUGAACAACAUCAUUAGCAAAAUUUUGCAAAAGAAAAUGGACGAUAUGUAUUCUACCGGUGGGAAUAAUUAUAUGUGUCCCAACCAGGAAAUUUACAAUAUUAUGUUUUGCUACUUUUACGAGCUGUACAAGGGAGGAAGAAGCAAUGGUUUUGCAAAGGGCCGCUGUGAGAAGAGCAACUUCCUAUUUUUCAAUCGGGAAAGAGAAAUGAAGAAUAUUUCUCUCGAAUUUGAGGUGAUCUUUUUGAACUACGAAAAUUUGAAGUUGUCCAAGGAGAAGAACAAGAUGGAGAAUGGCGGCGAACCCAUACGUUUAAGUCAUCUGAUUGUUGAUGAGCGCACAUGUUACAAUGGCAUCGUUUUGAGUUACUGCUAUUUGCUUAAUUUGUUUGGUCACCUAUCCUCUAUGGGGGAAGACGCUUCCAUCUAUUUCUACCAGUACAAUGUGGCAAAGCGCUUGUAUUUUUUUUUGUUCCAAAAGUUGUUUUAUCAGGAUGGGCAGAGUAAAAUGGAGAAGAAAGGGAAUGACGACGUGCAGUGUAAGGGAAGCUCCCUCCAAUGCGGCGACAUAAACCGGAGAAACGUUCUAAAUCUGCUAAAAAGCAUCGAUAGAAAUGUUAGGCUGUACAUCUUUUUAUAUGCCCUUCUGUUUAGCAAUAAUAACAAAAAGGGAGAAGUGGUGCAGGGGUUAUUUUUGAACAGCGUGAAAACGUUAUAUGGAAUAUUUUACGAACUGGGGGCAAACCAAAUAAUCGACGAGAUUGAUCAAGUGCAACUGGACAAAAUGAAAGCAGUAGUGACGGAUAUUUUUGACUCCUACCACUACUACCUAAUUAUGAAUAACCUGUCCUUUACAAAGUGUUCGCUACUCAUUCGGUUAACAAGGGAGUGUCUAAACGUAUAUGACAAUUUGCCCAUCUACUUUUUCAAAGAGAGUAGGAAAGCUUCUACCAGCAGCAGGAUCUAUGGUGCUGAGAAAAAACAGGACGCGGGAAUCAUGCCUUUAGAAAAACCCGAUUUUUGUUAUCACCGAGGAAGUAGUAACGUGGAUUCCUGGACCAAACAUUAUGAUGAUUUCCCUUCGCUAAAAAGCGACAACCUGAGUGCGCUCUUUAGCCCCAAGUACAGGAAGAACAACAAUGAUGCUCUUAUUAAAUCUCUCAAGCAGAGAAGGAAAAAGGGGAAAGACGAGGACAACGUUGGGGCUAGUAGCAAAUGUGACCUUACCGAAGUUUCUGACCAGAAGAAGAAAAAUGCGGAUUCGUCACAUUGUAAAGAGGGUACAGUAGGUGAUGCGGCUGAUGCUGCGGGGGGCAUGACAAAUGAGGAAAACCGUGAGGUGAAGAAGGAGAACACGGCCCAGGGGGAUCAAGAGGAGGUCGAUUGUGACAUGAGUUCCGAAAAGAUGCGCAUAAUAGAGAAUAUCCAGAGGGAGUUCCAGAUGGGCGAAGCAGAUGAGGCGAAUGACGCACAAAACACAGAUAGGGCGCUCCGAUCGCGGGAAGCAAAUCGGGGCAACGCCGUGAUACCCAUCAUAGACGUCUUAAAGGAGAUCUCCAAAGAAGUGGAAAUCAUAAGUGAAAAGAAACCUGACGAAACGAAAAAUCAAGGAGUGGGAAAUGUCAACCAGGUGGGCAGCAACGCAGCAGGAGAAGGAGAAGAAAUGAUGGACACAGCCUCCCCUAUGUUUAGCGACAGGGCAAAUAAAGAAAAGAAAAAGAAAAAAAACAAAUGGGAAGGAAGCAAAAAGGGACAUAAUACUCUAUUUGAUUAUUUCACAGGAAGUAAUUACAGACACUUUGACUACAUCCCGAAGGAUUCCUUUUACGAAAAUUUAUUUUAUGAUUAUAAUGACAGUACAGUAUGUGAUAAAAAGAAAAACAAGAGCAUAUAUAAUAACUACAACUGUCACUUCCCUGUGCAUUUGAGGAGAAAUGGUCUCUACGUGGACAACGUGUCAAUUUUUAGUUCCCUCAAUGAAGGCCUGCCCAUCUCGCUGUGCUUGGAGAAGAUGAAUGUGGGCUCACCAGAAAUGAGUGCAGAAAGUGAAGCAAACGAGUCUACGGCAUUGAACGAGUUAACUUCGCAGGGAAAGCAACAUUUGUCCGAAUGUAGAAUUGCCAAGGAGGAGGUCACGAAUUCAAGGAAAGACAACAUAUCGGUGGAAGUCAUAAAGGAUGAGGCGAAGCAAAACAACGCGGGCAUCGGAGGAGGAAGCCUAAAAUUGCAAAGAAGUCCUAGAGGCGUAGUCCCCAACAGAAAUGCCUACACUAAGGACAUCGCCCACAGGCUGCUCUUCUUCGGAAGGAACUACCAAGAUAAGCCAAAGAACCUCCAUGCGACCUUCAACAUAUUUGAUUCGCUUAAUAAGAUGGAAAACUACAUAAGAAAAAAUUUAAACAGGAGCAACAAAAAUGCCAAUGCAAAGUACUACUCGAAGGAGGAAGACUUGGUGCUCCUGUCAGUUAACGGUGUUGAUGUACAUAACGAUUUCUGCCUUUCCGAGUAUCUGACAAAACUGAACGAUCUGUAUUAUAUGAACAGAAAUUCAGCUUGCCUCAAUGAAGAAAAUAUUUUUUACAAUACGGAUAAUUUUUAUGUGUACAACGAUGUUGUAGAGUUACUUCCUAUCCAUUAUGGACAGAUGAAAAGUCAAAUAAGGUACCUAUGGAAUGGGCAUGGAGAUAGAAGCUCCGCUUCGGAGAAUUAUUCUUUUGGCCGUUGCCUGUACUCAGGUGAUGCAUAUCCCACUCACAACACCAACAACACUCAUAGUAUAAAUUUCAAGGUGAUUAAAACGAGAAAGCAAAAUGAACCUUCUUACAUGAAUUGUUUAGUGGAUGAUUUUAGCGGUCAAGGCAAUAUACACAUUGUGUCGAAGAAAAAGAAAUCGAACAACAGUGUAGCUGAGCUGAGUGAGGAAACGAGGAGGAAGUUAUGCGAAAGGGGAGAUGACCAGGGCGACCUUCACAGCUAUGUAGAUCCCAUUACCUUUAGGAAAAUUAAAUCCAGCAUUGAAACUCCGUUAAACUGUAGAAUUGUUAGUGAUAAGUUUAAUUUUUUUAGCAUUUCCUUCGAUUUGGUUAAAAAUUUGUACAACGCAGAUGAUGUGUCAGGUGGUGCGAGGAAUGCGGAGGAACCCCUCAAAAAGAGCUUCUUCUCUAUGUUGAAGGGGGACCAUACUGAUUACGCGACAAGGAGUGAACAAGUGACCCACGAUGGGAAGGAGGAUGAUUCGGAAGCAAGGGAGAAGUUGAGUAAGGAUGCAGCUGCUGGCAUAAGUGCAGGUGCGAAUAGCGUGGACCUCACAGAUGGGCAAUACUACGAAGACGAGUAUGAUGUGGACCAGAUGAUGUCCUACGAGAAGCACCUCUCGGAGGGGGAAGAUAAGCCUUCCUUCUUGAUAGACUACCUGAAGGAGCACUACAGAAAGAAAGAGUUGAAUAUUUUCCUGUCGCAGAGAAAUUGCGUGGAGAGCGAUUCGAUGUACCUUUCAUCUUUUUUAAAAACAGAAAUGAGGAAGGUGACCGAGCUGGUUUUCUUGGAAGACCAUUACAUUAAUAAGGACGUGAUGUUAAGCACGCAUCUACACAACAUUCACUUUCUGGUGCAUCAGGGCGAGGAUGAUAUGAAGGAGAGUAGUGCAUCGCGAAGGGAAAACCUCGUGGAUAAAAUUCAUAGGAACAGAGAAAGGGAAAGGUCCCUAUAUGUGAAGCACCGUAUGGGUAGAGCUACAAACGAGGACACCAUAAUAACGGGAGAUGGAAAAGAGAGUAAUCACCAGAAUGACAUUAUCCCCAAUGAGGAGGACCAGUAUCUCCUAUUUAACUAUAUGCCUAUGUACAGCGAAAUUAUGAGAAGGGACGAAAUUUCCUCCCGUUCCACGGGACGGGGUUGUGGAUCUCGAAGGGAAGAUCGAUUGGCCCGCAAAAUGAGUAGUUCUUCAGGACAAACAUCGAAGGGAAAAUGUCGACAAGCACGACAUGAAGAUAAGGAUAUUUUUCUACAGAACAUAUACAAUUUUAUGUUUUUCAAGUUUCUUUACUUGCUGUGUAGACAUUUUAAUAUGUGUGAUAUUCCAACGUUACUGACUUUUUACAUGAGUAACAAGGCCGGUGGUAAUUCCAUGUGCAAUGUGCGGAAUUUCGAAUUAAGUGGCAACAGUAUGUUGAACGAGGAAACGAUAAAAGAGAUGAAUAGCAUGCUGGAGGAAACGUUUUUAGAAAAGGAAACGGAAGGAGCACAUACGCAAAGUGAAGGAAAUGUUCCGAAUGAAGAAAAGAAUCCCGUAGUGGGCAUAAAAGAUAUAAAGAAAAAGUGCUUCAUCCUGAACAGCAUUAACAACAAGGUGAUGUACUACUUGAAUAAUCCUGUCUUCCUCUUCAGUGAAAAGAUCCCUUCAUGGGUAUAUAAGAUUUUUUACCUCUUCAAUUUUGUGGUGGACAUUGACAUAAGGCUAUUAUUUUUUGAAGUAGUUUACUUUGGAAAUUAUAGAGGCUUAUAUAAUUACAAGCAGAAGAUAAAAGAAGUGGUGGAAAAGUUCAACGACAAAAUAAGUUUUGGUAAUAAGUCCCUGACAGAGGAGCAUCUACUUUCCGUUUGUGCAAAUUACACAUAUAAUUGUGAUAAGAAAAAGCUGUUUUAUUUUUUGUCCGAUAAUACAACGUUAACGUUACCAAGGACGAAGAUUAAAUUACACAGAAACAAGAUGGUCGACUCGUCCUUCCGUAUAUUUAAUCAUAUGCAUUUUAUCAAUUCAAAUUUUAUUACUCCAUCAUAUUUGGAUAUAGAGUUUUUCAAUGAGGAGGGCACAGGGUUAGGGCCUUCCCUAGAGUUCUACAAUGAAGUGAUAGAGGAGUUAAAGAAGGAAAAAUUGAAGCUGUUCAAAUUGGAAGAUACUUACUUGUUUCCUCUUUCGUAUAAAAUUGAUUUAAAUAAUUUCGACUUCAAUUUAUUGAGGAAGCCAAAGAGUUCCGAGCUGAUGGGGCUGAACAGUGGCUCGAGCAGCGCAAGUAACAUAAAUGGAGGUGCUCACACUGGAGGAAAUAAUUACUACGCGUAUGCCAACCACCUUGGUAGCAUCAAUAGCAAGGGGUACCAUUUGCAAAAUGCUAACCCAAGUCACGCAUCGUCGUCAUCACUAAACAAACGCAUAAAUGUGAUUAGCGAUGGUGCAAACGGAAGCAGCUACCACUCGGUGAACAGCUUAAUUAACCAUUUUCUGUACUCCAUGAAUUCGAAUGUAUUUACCAGUGAAGGUAACAGCUUCGGGAAGUACGAAGACUUGUCCGAAAUGGAAUUCCUGGGAAACAAAUUGAAGUACAAAAAGGGGAAGAAGUAUUCUGAGCAUACUAAAAAGGGUGGUAAAAAAAAUGAGAACAAGAAAAAGAAUAAUGCACCUACCGGGGGAGAUGCAACCAACGUAUGUAAUACCAGCAGUACCAGCAGGAGAAACAAGAAAAAAAAUGAACAGGAAAAAGCCCUAAGUGAGAAGAACAAAAAGGGGGAUGACCAACUAUUCGCCGACAGUGACGUAACCAAGGCGAGAAGCAAACAGAAGAAAAAGUACAUCAAGAGCGAUCAUGACCAAGCGGAGGAGGACGAUGAUGAUUAUGAGGAGGAUGAGGAUGUGGAUGAUGCACUUGGGGAAAACAACACCUAUGGUGAGAGUCACCGAAGCGAUAAGGCCGACUCAAGUGUAAAGAAAACAACCCCCGCAACGAGCAGCGCAUGUUCGUACAAAAAGAACCCCACUUUUGACGUCAGAAUGGAGAGCAUAAUUAAGUUGGGGGAAGAGGAAUAUAUUAACUCUGAGAAAAAUAAAAAGAAAAGGAUUAGGUGUUACGUAGGCUCGAGUGAAAAGCAGGAGGAGGAGAGUAAGAAGAAGAGUAUGAUGAGUGAGAGGAAGAUGGUGGAUGCGAAGGGGGGAUCACCAUCGGUGGAAAACUCAGAAUGCGUACAAAUGAAACAGGCGCAGGAAGACGUUGCCGAGGAGGGUGCAGCUGUGGUUGACCACGUUGGGGUGGAAGUAAGCCACGAUAUUGAAGGAAUUGCCCCCCGUGUGGAUACACCGAGUAGCACAGCCAAAAAGGCUAAAGAUGCACAACGUGGCGCUCCCCAAUCGGAGGAAGACAAAAAGUCCGAAUCGGAAGACGAGACGGAAAAUACACGAAAGAACAAUUUGAGGAAAAAGAAAACGGACAAGAGGUCAGGCAGUAAGAACCAGCGUGCGUCUAAAUUUAGCGAAAUAAAAGAUUCGCCAAUCGGUACGGCGCCAAACAAAUCGACGAACGUGUCCGAUGUAGCGAGCAGCUCAAGAAACGUAAGCAACGUUUCGGUGAAGGAGGAGAAAGCUGAAAGGCACUGCUGCAAGUUGUUGGACAAGGGUGUAGAAAGUAAGGAAGACGGGGCGAAGAAAACAAAACUUGAUAAAGCGAAUAAACAGGAGGAUACCAAAAUUGUGAAAAGUGAAGACAGCAAAAAGAAAUAUGUCCUGUCGCAGGACGUUCAACAGGAGGAAGUCACUGACAACAACGAGAAAAAGGAGACGAGCGAAAUGGAGAACAAAAAUGUGCACGUCAAACGAUAUAAGCUAUUUACUAAAGACUUCGAGCAGCAUUUUAUGAAGGAAGACAAUGAUAUGGAAGUAAGGAGACAGCAAGAGGCACGAAGAAAAAUGAACCUAAACGAUGAAGCAAACUUAUCCCGAUCAGUAGCGCAAAAUAUUAUAAGUUCACUCAUAAGCGAAAUGGAAAACAAAUCGUCUUCACAGGGAAUUAAUUUAAAGGCAUCCAAUGAAGCAAAUGAAAAGGUCAAAGGGGAUGCUGCUGAACAGAAGGGUACUAAUGAUGAGUCAAGCAAACCGAUCUCCAACAAUGUAAGCAAAAAGUUAAGUGAAAACUUUCAAAAGAAAUUGCAAGACAAGAGCAAAAAGAAGGUUACCAAUAUUGAACAGGAUACUCUUGAAAAUAGACUCUUUAAGUACUUCAAAUUGUUGGGUCAGUUAUGUGCAAAAAUUUUGACAGACAAUAGGAAUGUAAAUGUCAAUUUGCACCCUCUGUUUUGGUACCUGGUUAUGAACAACUCCGGAUAUGUGAACAUCUCGAAGUUUCAGCACUAUCAAGCGAUCGACCGAGUCAACAUGAACAGCAUAAAUAAACUGCUGGAGUAUCGAAACGAGAACAAAAAUGUGGAGGAUUUGAUGCUCGAUUUUACCCUAUUAGGGAGCGACCCGCCCGUUGAGCUAAUCCCGAACGGAGCCAACAUUGCAGUGAACAAUGAAAACCUGGACCUCUUCAUAAAUAAAACCAUCGAGUACUCGCUGUACGAGGGGAUAAAGUUUCAGAUAUGGGCCUUCCGCUUCGGCUUCAGCACGAUCGCCCCCCUUGUGUGCACGAACAUCUUUGACGAAGAGGAAAUUUGCGAGUAUCUGUUCGGAAGCAAUAUCGAGAAUGACGAACACUGGACGAAGCUGCACCUGUCGACGUAUAUUAAGCCGGACCAUGGGUACACGAACGACUCUGUUACAUUUAUCACCCUGAUCGAAAUAUUGUCGGAGUUCAACAAGGAAGAGAGAAAACUGUUUGUUAAGUUUUGCACCGGAACAUCCGCCUUGCCGAAUAAAGGAUUUGCAGCUUUGAAGCCUCUAAUGAAAGUUGUGAAGAAGGAGGACAAUAACGAUUUGCCCAGUGUGAUGACCUGCACGAACUACUUAAAAGUUCCUGAUUAUAAAAAUAAAGAAAAGCUGAGGAACAGAUUGUUGUACGCCAUUAAUGAAGAAGAUUUUUUCCUUAUCGUAGUUACAUACAACCAUAAACGAGUUCCCAAUGUGAUGUGUUUCACAUGGUAUUCAUUUCGCAAGAUCUUGUGUUUUAAAAUAGUAACCCUGAAUGGCAUUUACCUUAGCCUUAUUCAUGACCGCUUAUUUUGCUACCCAUAUGGGAAAAUAGUAAGCUACUAA
Molecule: messenger RNA, 11451 nt
Organism: Plasmodium fragile
Lineage: Eukaryota; Apicomplexa; Aconoidasida; Haemosporida; Plasmodiidae
Exons: 8
Coding region: 1-11451 (3816 amino acids)
Biological process (GO): protein polyubiquitination; proteasome-mediated ubiquitin-dependent protein catabolic process
Molecular function (GO): ubiquitin protein ligase activity
Source: RefSeq, a predicted model, not a curated record